Molecule: messenger RNA, 2190 nt
Organism: Caenorhabditis angaria
Lineage: Eukaryota; Metazoa; Nematoda; Chromadorea; Rhabditida; Rhabditidae
Source: the annotation of a GenBank genome assembly
AUGGUUUCCAAAGAAUCAUCAAAAAGUACAUCUUCACUAUUCAGUGUUGCUAGUUUAUUAGAAUCGCCAGUUCGAGAUUCGGAGAAAGAGAAAUCUGUAGCUGUCACACCAAAAACACCAUUACUAAUUCCAACAAUUCAUGGAAUGGCACCGUAUUUCAAUGGGCAGAUUGAUCCAGUUAUGAUUUAUUUUGCACAAUCAAGGUAGGGAUUUUGGAGAAGGUUGGGAGACAGAAGAGAGAGAGAUAAAAAUUCUGAUGUUUCUUGAAGUUAUGAGUAGAAAAUUCAUUUUCAAAUGGCGGCCUAAACUCUAGAUUAUCUAAAAGAUUUUUUUUGUAUGGUUCGUGAAAUUUCUAAUACAAUCCCGGUUUAGUACAAAAAUCAUUUUUUUUCCAGAAAACCCCAGUAAUUUUUCAGGUUACCAAUUGUGAGUUCUGAUAGUUCUCCAGAAUCGUGUGCAAGUUCCCCGUUAAGUAUGCAACAUUCAAUUCCAUGGUUAUCACAAAGAGAAGAUUCGCCCAGUAAGUUACCCAGAAACAACUCUGCAGUUUAAGCCAAAUACAACAAUUCUUUCAGCCAACGACGAAGCAAAAAUACAAAUUGGUUUAACCAAAUGUAUGUUACGUAAACACAAAAACAAUCGAAAACCUCGUACACCAUUCUCCACUCAACAAUUAUUAUCACUCGAACGUAAAUUCCAACAGAAACAAUAUUUAUCAAUUGCGGAACGCGCCGAAUUCUCAGCGUCACUUCAACUUACGGAGACACAAGUCAAAAUUUGGUUCCAGGUGAGAAUAUUAUAAUACGCGUGCCGAUUGAUGAUUAUUAUCUUAAUUAUGGGUGUUCUUUUGUUGAUUUAUCCUCUUCUCUGAUUUUAUCACCAUUCUUUUCCCAACAAAAAUGUGACCUUCACGCCUUUCUGAGAAUGAGCCGAUAUGUUGCACAAUGGCGGUAAACACCAAAAAAAGAAGCAACUCCUAAUCCUCUUGUUAACUAUAUAAUAAUACAAUAAGAAUUAAAAUAGCGCAAAAAAGGAUAGGAAAAAAAUCACACCAGAGUGUCAAAUGACAUUGUCGCCAGCUGGCCUCUUCAUCAUACUGUAUCUUUUUUGUUGUGUUUGGCUAAAUUCCAGGGGGGUAUUGGUGGCAGAUGACGACGAAUGAGUUAAUUGACCUUCAUCAUCACGUAAUUGGCAAAUAUUGCUUGCACAUUUCAAUUCAUUUUCUCACCCACCCUCUUUUUUCUUGAGUGUUAUCAGAGAGUAUUUGAAUAAGGGAUCCGCUGAAUGAAGAGGGGUUAUAAUUGGAGAAAUGCUUCUAAGGAAAAACUUUCAUCAAGCAUUGAUUGGAAAAAAUACAGUAGGAAUCUCUGAAAUUUAGUAAACAUAGGGAUCAUUUUGAUUUAAUGGAGGAAUACCGUACUUUUUGAAAAACUCUGAUUUCAACAAAAAAUAUAAGGAUUUCCAGUAGUUUCUAGUCUAGACCGUUCCCACAGAUCAAAAAAACUCAACUGUAGUUUGACUUAAAAAGUUAUCUGCCUGUAAUUUGAUAUUUUGAAACAAAUAGCUUUUGUUAAGUUUUGUCUUUUCCUAUCUUCCAUUUAAAGUCAGAACUAUUCGAAAAUCAAUAUUUCGAAGUCAAUCAAAAAUUAGACCAAUUACGUAAUUCACCACGAAUAAAAUAAUCUCUCCUCAAUAAAAAUGUUUUGUUCCUCAUCCAUUCACACCAUCAUCAAUCCGUCAAAAAAACAAAAAAAAAGAGAAGGGGAAUUGUUUUUGAUGAUCCAUUAAAUGCAUUGCACAACAUCUGCAUUAUUCCACCUGAUUUACUACAUUUUUAUCCCCACCUUCUGGAAUGUAAAUGUGAGAAGACACAGAUGAAAAAAAAAUUUAUUUUCAUCUUACACAAUUUUUUUCAAAACUCUCAAAUCAUCAAGGUCAUUAAACUCUGAUUAAAAAAAUGAAAAGAGAAACAUAUCCAGCUGUGAAUUGAUAACAUUUUUUGUCUCAAAUUUGAAAAAAAAAACAUUUUUAGAAACUGGGGUAUUUUUUCAGAACCGACGAGCAAAAUCAAAGCGUCUUCAGGAAGCCGAAGUAGAAAAAGUCAAAUUUGCGCAAGCCAGUGCGUAUGCGGCAGCUGCAUCACAAUCAGAGGCCUCAAAUUUUCUCUCAUUUUACCCGCCACAAUGGUGA